This is a messenger RNA of Malassezia vespertilionis, 174 nucleotides long. RefSeq lists its product as uncharacterized. Gene Ontology annotation, molecular function: structural constituent of ribosome. Bases 1 to 174 code for a protein of 57 amino acids. Lineage: Eukaryota; Fungi; Basidiomycota; Malasseziomycetes; Malasseziales; Malasseziaceae. Gene Ontology annotation, cellular component: mitochondrion; ribosome. Gene Ontology annotation, biological process: translation. The transcript has a single exon. The record is from RefSeq and is a predicted model, not a curated record.
AUGGCGGUUAAGUCCAAAACACGCGUGAUUGUCGCACGGCUCUUGUCGACGGCGGGCUCGGGGUUUAUGUACACGACACGUCGUUUGCGUGUCGCGGAGAAGCUGAGUUUGAUGAAGUACGAUCCUGUCGUGAAGCGCCAUGUCCUGUUUAAGGAGGUCAAGGGGUCCAAGUAG